Heterocephalus glaber (naked mole-rat) is the source of this 9215-nucleotide messenger RNA. It is a transcript of the gene Lsamp, whose product is annotated as limbic system associated membrane protein. Lineage: Eukaryota; Metazoa; Chordata; Mammalia; Rodentia; Bathyergidae. The record is from RefSeq and is a predicted model, not a curated record.
ACCGCUGCAUUUGGCAGUCUUCUCUGCAUCUUUUAAAGAGGGUUUUCUGUUCCUGCAGUCCUUUUACAAAUUUUGUUCCUUCGACUUUCUCCCUCACCCCCGCUUGGGUUUUUAGGAGGGCUUUGUUAAGACUUAGAGGGAAAAGAGACUGAGCGAGGGAAAGAGAGGCGAAGUGGGAAGGAGCACAAACUGGAACACUGCGCGCCCCGGUCCGUAGAGCCCUCUCUCCGCGGAGCAGCGCGCCCUCCGGAGCCCAGCUCGGACUGACCUCCUUGCGGCCACCAUGGUCGGAAGAGUGCAGCCGGAUCGGAAACAGUUGCCUCUGGUCCUACUGAGAUUGCUCUGCCUUCUCCCCACAGGACUGCCCGUUCGAAGCGUGGAUUUUAACCGAGGCACAGACAACAUCACCGUGAGGCAGGGGGACACGGCCAUCCUCAGAUGUGUUGUAGAAGACAAGAACUCGAAAGUGGCCUGGUUGAACCGUUCUGGCAUCAUUUUCGCUGGACAUGACAAAUGGUCUCUGGAUCCCCGGGUUGAGCUGGAGAAACGCCAUUCUCUGGAAUACAGCCUCCGAAUCCAGAAAGUGGAUGUCUAUGAUGAGGGUUCCUACACAUGCUCGGUUCAGACACAGCAUGAGCCCAAGACCUCCCAAGUUUACUUGAUCGUGCAAGUUCCACCAAAGAUCUCCAACAUCUCCUCGGAUGUCACUGUGAAUGAGGGCAGCAAUGUGACCCUGGUCUGCAUGGCCAAUGGCCGCCCUGAACCUGUCAUUACCUGGAGACACCUUACACCAACUGGCAGAGAAGUUGAAGGAGAAGAAGAAUAUCUGGAAAUCCUUGGCAUCACCAGGGAGCAGUCAGGCAAAUAUGAGUGCAAAGCAGCCAAUGAGGUCUCCUCAGCUGACGUCAAACAAGUCAAGGUCACUGUGAACUAUCCUCCCACUAUUACGGAGUCCAAGAGCAAUGAAGCCACCACAGGGCGACAAGCUUCACUCAAAUGUGAGGCCUCGGCAGUGCCUGCACCUGACUUUGAGUGGUACCGGGAUGACACCAGGAUAAACAGUGCUAAUGGCCUUGAGAUAAAGAGCACCGAGGGGCAGUCCUCCCUGACGGUGACCAAUGUCACUGAGGAGCACUAUGGCAACUAUACUUGCGUGGCUGCCAACAAGCUGGGGGUCACCAAUGCCAGCCUAGUCCUUUUCACUACAACUAGAGAGCUCACUCUGCCAAGAGACUGGGUUUCUGUGUCCAGAUGUAUUGGAAGCCUGAAGACCAGAGCGUGUUUUACCCACAAUCCCCCACCCCAUUCAAGAAAUUGGUACCACGGUGCACUUCAAACAAAAAGGACCUGGGUCAGUGAGAGGAAUAAACGGAUCCAUCAGUCUGGCUGUACCACUGUGGCUGCUGGCAGCAUCUCUGCUUUGCCUUCUCAGCAAAUGUUAAUAGGAUAAAAAUUUAAAAGUAAUUUAAAAAACACACAAAAAUGCGUCACACCGGAUACAGAGAGAGAGAAAGAGAGAGAGAGAGAGAGCGCGCGCAAGAUGGGGGGAGACUGUUUAUUUCACAACUUUGUGUGUUUAUAAAUGAAGGGGGAAAUAAAAAAUGAAGAAAAUCCAACAUUUUAAACAAUUUUAAAGUCCAUCAGUAAAAAAUUGAGCACAAUUCAGGGUGGGAAAUGAAAUGUUCUACCAUGAUAUGUGUAUACCUACUAAGCAAAUGAAUGCUGUAUAAAGACUGCAUCAUGCCAAGGACAUCUGGAAAUUGAACAAAUAAGACAAAAAAGAACUACAUGGAAUUAACUCCCCCCCCCACACACACACAAUUUAUCCUUCCUCCUUCAUCCGUUUUCAUCUGUGGGGAAAAAUAUAAGGUCUUGCCUUUAGUGUUUAUAUUUCCAUAAUCUCUUUAUUCUUUCUCAUUUGAGCUGACUUGUAGCCAUUUCAGACCAUCAGUGGAAUCUUGUGUUGAGCCUUUAUCAGACUACCCUGCCUCCACUCUCUCCAACUUUGAGAUCCCCCCUCUACUUCCAGUGUGUUCUAUCUUCCCACACCCACACUGAAGAUUUCCUUUCAUCCAGCCAUCCCACCUCUCUUCACCCCACCACCCUCCAGAGCAUUUGUCAGGCCGCAGAUGCUAGGAAGUGCCAUUUUAAUUUUUUUCACUGUGCGUGUGUGCUCAAGUCUCUCGCUCUCACAGGAGUGUACAUGCGUGUGAGUCUGUGUGUCUCUCUCUAAAGCAUGCCAAGGGAAUGGUCCAUGUGUACAUAGACUCAUUGUGCUGUAGAUACUGUCCUGCAUUGUAAUUGUGAAACGCGGCUGUAACGAGUUGCUGGGGGAAGAUGGCUGGGAGGGAGGUAAGGAGCAGAGUCCCUCCUCCAUUCAUGGCUGUCACAUGACAUCAGUGUGUACUCAAACCAGGCUGUCCCCUCUUUCAAGGGCAGGACCCCAUAUUCCUCCUAGUCCCAUCUUCAGAACCCAGUAAGGAGUCACUCAGAAUAUCACUGUCAAUGAAAGUGCCUACUAUUGAUGGGAUGAGUGAACAGUGGAACAGAUCACUGACAUGCUAAAAUUACCUAGGAGAGAAGGUUUCAGAUUUCACUUAUUUCAUGAGUCUGAGGGAGUCAUACAUUUCCUGACUUUUUACAGGCUUGGGCCUUGCUUCACUGCAAAAGUAAAUAGCAUAGACUGAGCAAGAACCCAGAAACAGGAGUGUUCAAGUGUUAGCUCCAUGAGAAGAAUGAUGAGGCACAUGGAGAUACUAAGAAGCCCUGUUUUGCCUUCUCCUUUAUCUUCAAAUAACACUGCACUUGCCCCAUAGAUUUCCCUGAGCAGAGAUUGUUUCCCCUUUCCGACAAAAUACAGUAAGUGUGAGCAAGACAGGAAAAGUAGACAAAUGCCCAAGUCCUUCCCCACAUUCUGCAGCUACUGUUAGAGCUCUAAUAUGAAGCACUGAGCAUAAGGAAAAAGAAUGCCCUUCUGAUGCCCCUUUGCAGAUUUUUGCCGUGGUGGUCUAGCUAGUACCACAUUUGACUGCGUACAUGACCCGUCUGUUCCACUGAUGAUGUCUGCACCACCACUGUUCACAGGCUCCAUCAGUAUCCUAGGCCAGGCCACUCAGAAUUGCAUUAUAGCCACAUCCUUUGCUCUUUUUAAAUUUGCAUCUGUACACGUCAUCUUGACAUUAACACAGAAAUGUAAGCUAACUCCUUAACCAAGAGAUCCGGGUCACUUGUAAUUAAUUUAGGCAGAAGUUAUAUGAGAACCACAAAUGUUAGUAUCACCACAUAACCUAAAAAGCUUUCUUAGGAAAGAUUUUGCAGAGAGAGCUGGCUCUGCAUGUAGAUAUCUUUGUCAAAAAACUGACCAUUGCUUAUAAUUAGACUAUAGGAGGCAUUGGAAGUGGUUCAGCUUAUGAAUGGACAAGGGAGCACAGUUGAGGCCAUAAAUGAAUACAAUCCCACGGAGCCAAAUAUGGUAGCUCAUCAAGUGUUUGAACCUUGAAAAUAGCUAUCACAUGAUAUAAAAUGAGAAAUUCAUAAUUGGAAGAAAGGAAGAAAAGAAAUGAAGAAAGGGAAGAAAAAAGGAUGGAAGGAAGGAAGGAAGGAAGAGAGGAAAGGAAGAAAAAAAAUACAAGCAGUAUUUUAAAUCUCUUCUAGGGGAUUCUUUGUUUCUUUUAUAAAUUUAUCAUGUUUCUUUUGUAAUUCUGCAGUUUAGUCAGGAAAGAGAGGAAAAUUUGGACUUUGGGAUGAAUAAGAGUAUUCAAGGCAGAUUCUGGGACAGGACAGAAAUUUUUAUCCGAGAAGGUAGCUAGGAAAAUAGAAGGCGAGCCAUAUUCCUAUGCAUCAUAACUUAUUGACAAUCAGGCAUUUCUCUAACAGUUUGGUCUUCUUAAUAUAGAAAAAAGUGAUUAUUACUUUUAAUGACAUACAUUCCCCAUAUGUUGAAGAGUCAGUCACACCUUUAAGUGGAAACUUUUUGAGAGAGUUCAUAAUAAUUUAAAGAUGCAGGGAGAGAAAAGGAGCAGGAGUUAAUUCUGAUAUCCAUUAGUGUCACUUUCAGGAACAGAUGCCUGUGGCAUGUCACAGGCUUCAUUCACACACCUGGCCUUCUUAUCCUCUCCACCCUAUCAUAAAGAAAAGGUCUUGGUUUUAUGGGAGAAGUGUCUCCAUUGAAAGGAAUGUCUUGGCCAUGUCAGUAUCAUUUGUUAUCUUGAUUUUAAUAUAAUGGACCAUAUAUUAAACAUAAUUAAACAAAUAUUUAAAAAUCUGGUGUUUGCCUAUAUCUUGCAAGAUUUGUGAUUUUUAAAAAUGUGCUUCUUGCUCUUGUUUCAGAGACCAUAUUUGCUCUAGAAAUCUCAUAGGGUAGGAAAUGUUUCUAUGCUUUGUGGGGAAUGGAAGUCAUUGUGAUUUGGAGAAAAGUUGAGAAUAAAUGUUGACUUAAAGUACUAACACCAAGAAACUAUCAAGUCUCAAUAUGAGACUUUUAAAAUCGAAUUCAUUAUAUUAUUAUAAAUCUCUUCAGGAAUCUUGUAUAUUGCAAUCACAGCACUAAAAAUCACCAACUUUGUGGAAAUAAUGUACUGAGAGAAGUGCAAUGUAUCAAAUAAUCUGAAUGGCUAAUACAUCUUAUACCCAAUGUAUACAAAAUGAAACUCCCAUUCCUAAAACAAAAUCUUUAGCCCUAACUUUCAGUCAAGAAAAGAGGAAGUGGCCUUGACCUGGGGCACUUCCAGAAGAAUGAAAACUCUCAUAGGUUUUACAACUAUAGGGUUUUAAUUAUACUCUUUGUGCAAUAUGCAUUGAAAGGUCUUUGCCUUAUUGGAGGAACAGCUUUUCUCAUUUUAAGACAUAAAAUCCCUCUAUUCUAAAAGAAUUACAGCUUAUGGGAGAGUAGCUAUAUUUUCUGUUGGGAAGGAUUCUUACAGGCCUUUGCUUCUCUUUCAGGUCAGACAGACUUCUCCCUGGCCAUGGGCUUGGUUUUUACUAUGUAAUCAGACAAGUGGGGUUAUAAUAGAGACCUUCUAAAAGUACUCGUGAUUUUCAUCUUCUUGGAGGACAGAAACAAAAAUUUGUUUCACCUCUGAAAAUCAACUUACCUCCUUUGCACAUGAAACUAGCACUUCUUGGCAUGAAAUUGUUUCAGUUAUUAUCUACAGAGCUCUUACUCUAGAGUCACCUUCAUCCCUGAGUUGGUCAUGGUUUGACUGUUUCUAAGGCUAGUCUCCUUGAAUUUCUCAUUUUGUUUUUUGCAGGCUUUGAAUUAUUUCCAGAAACAAUAAUAUAUGUGUGGUUUUUAAAUUAAUUAUAUUGGUACAUUUAAGGUAUACACUAUAAUGACAUUCAUCAUUGGAAAUUUGCACCUUUACAUAAUCCAUCUUGGUUCUUAUGUGUGUGUUUUUUAAUCUUUACAGAUGCUGUAUUUACAAUAAUAUAUGUAUUAUAAGAAAAAUUUAGUAUAACAUUUUAAACUUAAAUGGAAGAAGAGUAAUGAAUUUGGUUUAUUUAAAAAAAAAAGAGCUAUAUUUCUUUUAGAAAUAUGUGAAGCCCCAUUUUGCCCACUUUGUAACUAUUUGCUUAAAAGAAGUUUGUUUAUGGACACGUACUUUGAGAAUAACCAUGUCCUAAUUUUUUUCUUCAUCAUCAUAAACAUUUAGCCUGGAUUUAGUUUUGCUUCCCAAUAACUAUUAGUUUUUAUAGCAGUGUAAGUGCAAUGCUAUAUCAGAUGUAAAAAAAAAUUAUAAAAACUUUAAAGACAAAUGAACAUACUACAAAAAUAGUGAGAUAAGUCCUUGAGUUCAGAAAGAAACACAAAUCCAGUUUAGGAAGUCUCCUUUCUUAAGUACUUAAAAUAUUUCUCCUCCAGAAACUGUAUUUGUCCCAGUGAUGUAAAUUUUCCAUCAUGGUUGACACAGUAUCUGUAAACACCUCACUAAAUGCAAAAUGGAGUUUACAUUUACGUGCAUACCAGUGGGAAGAGAAGUAAACUAUUAUCAUUUGCAUUUAGGUAUGUUGUUUAAAUGUCCCCAAAUGAAAGUCGAGAAAGAAUUUGUUUUCACUCAGCAAUGUACAUCACUUGGCAAGGAAGCUAGUGUUAACAUUAGGUUUAGGUUUAACAUUUACAGCCGUGGAAUGUUUAUGGAUAUUGUGGAAAACUUAUUUAAAAAUCUUGAUUUCUUUUCAGCACAUUUACAUAUUCUGUGCUGAUUAAUAAAUUAGACACCAAUCAUGUGUAAAUCAAUGUAAAUGCCUAGUUUAUGUACAUAAUAAAAACUAUGUAAACUUCAUUUUUCAUGCAGGGCCCAAGUUCAGCUAAACCUGUAAAUCUUAAAGAAAAAAAUUCAAAUAAAAAUAAAGAACCAAAGUAUUGCACAGGUCAAAAUGGAAAGAAGUAGGACUAAAGGCUGUGUAAGGUUGCCUCAGCCAAAGGAAGCAGUCCCUCAGCUAUACUUUCAGUUUCACAACCUGCUCAAGUCACAAGUGCACUUUGAUCCUUCAGGACUUGAGUGGAAAUUCUCCCAAAUUUUGCCUGUCCCAAAACAAGGGGAAUAAAGAGAUAGAGAGGAAUAGUUUGAAGGCUCUGUACCUGUUGUAUCAGCUACCAGGUGUCUUGUUAUUUCUUCCUCACCAUCUAAGACAUCUCAUUUAAAUAGCUGGAAGGAAGUUACCUACACCCUGAUGAGGAAAACAUUACUCGGCUUUUGUUUUCCACUCAACAAAAGCAUUGGGAAAGCUUGUCAUCUUCAUUCUAAUAAAUUGUGGGAUAUAAGAAAUAUGUUAUAUCCUUGAGAAUUAUCUUGCUGUGUUACCUUAGAAAACAAUUUAAAGUAAAAGCAAAGAAAGUAGUUUUUACUUGAUUUGUGUUUAUACCGAAUUUUACAAAUCAAGGACAGAAUCAUUUCAAUUGGAAGAACCUUGAGCAUGAUGUCUUAGAGUCUUUUUGAAGUGCCUGUUGUGUUUAACACAUAUAUCAAAUGUCACCAACUGAAACUCAAGAAAGAAUUUGUUUUCAUUCCAGCAAUCUAUAUCUCUGUAUCUCUGUAUCUCUUUUCUUUCAGCAAGGAAGAUGUAUUUAUUUCCCUAUUAUCUGAACAACUGGUACAGAGUCAUCAAAGACAUGACUUUCAAGGAUGGAUGUUUUACAAAGACUGUUCUAGAAAGAAAUUCAGGUCACAUUAACAUGAGACUUAAAAUUGUGCUCCUUCAUCUAAGAUAAAGACACUUUAAAGUGAAGUGGAAGUUGUAUUUGACUGGAAGUCAUGAAAACUUGAUUGUAAUCCUUCCCCUGGACACAACAUCUAUAUGACAUUGGCAAACCACUUAAACUUCCUGAUUCUUGGUUUCCUCAUCCUGAAAGUGAGGAAUUUGGAUGACAUUUUUUUAACCUCUUUCACGUCUUAACUCUCUGAUUCUAAAUAAGAAGUGAAUGUUCACUUAGUACUGUGCCUGCCUCAUUAUCGAAAGCAGCUCUUUGUCAUCUCUAGUUUGUUUUCAGAAUCAUCAUUCUAUCAUCUCUAUUUCAAAAGCUGAAACUUCCUAGAAUACAGGGCCUUUGGACUGAUUCUAUAAUUCUCUUCUACAAAAACUUACUAGCAAUGCAGAAAAAGGGGCACCCUGAGAUUAUACUGAGGUUAUUGAAAUAGCUGGGGUUAUUUUUUGUUCAUAAUAUUAUAAAAUCUAACUCUUGAACUAACUCCGAAUAACCUUUCAUAGGAAGGAAAAUAGCCAGAUUGGGCAUUAAGCUUGUAAAAAAUGAGGAAGUUGUGCAUAUGAAAGGAAACAGUUUUUUCUCAUCCAGGGCUGACUGCCUCAUUCUAGUAAAUGUGUGUCCUUGGCUUGAGCUAAUGGCUAUAUCAUGUGGUCCCAGGCAAGUUCAAAUGGGUAAUCUGUGAGAAACAGGCAAGACAAUAUAUUUUGUUUGAGAGAGAUAUAUUUCCUUGACUUAUAGGGUAUGAAAUCAAGCAAAUAAAUGUACAAUAAAACAGGCUUCAAUUUUUUUCAAGAGUCUAACUCUAUAAUAUUUGAAUAAGUGGAAAAUAUGACAAAUAUACAUUUUAGGUGAUGACAGUUGCACACUAAGAAUUAUUGUGAAAGCCAAAAUGAAAUGUGAAAGUUAAGUUCUCUGAGAAGAGUUUUAAGCAAGAAAGAUGAUUUCUGAAGUAGUUAAUGAGGAAUUAUUUUCUUCUGCCUUGCUCUGGAUGGACUGAGGACAAGUCCACUCUCUUAGAGGCUCAUCUUAGCGUUUGUCCAAUUUCCUUUAUUGCCUCAAAGGACAGAAGGAAUGUGAGAGUCCCAGACACUGAAGAGCAGAGUAUUUAUAAUUUCCCAGCUUUAGCAUUACUCUGUGUAAUAAGGGUAAACAAAGGGCUCAGAGUACUUAUGAAGCCCUUUUUGAGUGAGUGAGGACCUGUCUACUGAAAAACUCACACUUCCAUGUUGUUUCAGAGGUACUUGUUUUAGGCGGUGCUCCCGAAUCUACUCCUACAGCUACUUCUCUGCAAAAGCCUUCUCUCUGUAAAACCAGUCACAGUAAAUACCUGCUUCUUCGCAAAUGAAGAAAACACAAGGAACUACUAGCUUCAUGGCACGCAGCAGCAAUCCUAAGCUACCAAGGAGCCUUUUCUAAACCCACUUUGCUAAGUCUUUGCUCUUCACCAGGAAAUGUAAAAGACUUGUCCUGGUGAAUCGUGGGCAGGUUCUGCUCUCUAAGUAUUUACCGGGAGGGGGAGGCUCGAGGGAGGACGUGACUGGGGAGGGAAGCAGGGGAGAACAGCUCCUACCUCUUACCCACCACCGCUUUGCCCACCUUCUCACUGCUCAACAGAAGGUGUACAAAUCCUGCUCCUGGUUAGAAUUCUCCGUAUUAACAGUGUUAUAUACGUAUAAAUAUAUAUAUAAAUACACUCCUUUUUUUAGCCCUGUAGACAUGAACUGAUCUUCCCUUGAUGAUAUAAAUUCAUGGCCAUUAUUUGGGUUGGUUUUUCUGUUGCACAACGUAUUUUGUUUUUCUUUAUUGGGUGGAUUUUUUUGCCCCCUGGGUCCUAGCUCUGUGAAGGAAAAUAAAAAGCGCAGUGUGUGUACAAAGAAAAAUAAAAUUAAGAAAAGCUUAUUUUCUUUUCCCUUUAAAUGUAUUUAAAUUCUGUUUCUCUCUUCUGUUAUUUUACACGUAUGAAUGCUCUGCUCUUCUGUGAUCUUAAAACAAAAUGAAAUAAAUGUGAAAA